GGCGGGGGUUAUUUAAGCGCUGGGAUCGGCAGACAGCACUGACACUUGGUGACAGGCGCGAUGCUGGCAGCCGGCUGUGUAGCCAUGUGCCUCGCUGUGGCAGUUACUGCCACCAUUUCUUUACCAGAAAUCUCUUCAGCUGUGCCACCAAACAGUCACCCGCGGGUAAAGAGAUGCUCCUGCAAUAACUGGAUGGACAAGGAGUGUAUAUACUUUUGUCACCUGGAUAUUAUUUGGGUGAACACAGGAAGCCAAAUGCUACCUUAUGGCCUAGGGAGCCCAGGAAGGCGCAGGAAGAGAGCGUCGGCACGAUGUCAGUGCGGGAAGGCAAAGGACAGAACUUGCAGUCGUUUCUGCCAGAAUACAACUUGGGCCACUGCUGAUAGUAAACUAAGAUCAAGUAAGGAAAUAAGCCCAGCAAACAAAUUCUUAAACAUGAAGUCUCAAGUCCGUCUUUUGCGUGCGUUCCGAGAUGUUGCUUCAUACAACACACAAGUUGCAUAUUUUGGAAAGCAAUUCUCCACCAAUGCCUCUAAGUUACCAUCAGACUCUAAAGCUUGGAAAAGAAAAAGCUAAGAAAGUGACGGGCAAUGAAAGCUAGAGGAAAGAGAAGGGGAGUCUUGCUACUAGUGCUCCUAAGCAAUAGAGGCAUCUCUAUACCUCAGGGAGUUUUCAUGCAGGAACUCGGGCUGUUCAGCCAAUUGAAAAGAGCAGAUCAAAGAUUUCCAGUGAUAAAGAAAGCAAUUUAAACCUAAACGGUGAAGUGUUCUACUUAGAAAUUGCAUAUUGUACUGGAUUUAAAGGAGAUAAGAAAGGAAGACAGAAACUUUUGGGCUCCUAGUUGAAUGGCUCCUUCAUCCUUAUCAUUGGGCAAAAGAGAGGACAAGUCAAGUGGUAUUGAAUAUUACUGAGCCUAAAGGAAGCAAAGCUCUGAAAAUCUAUUGUAGCAUUAUUGUCUCUGUGUACGUAGGGACCAGUGUGAGGUCAGCAUCAUGAUGGUAAUAUUUUUGAAACUAAUGACUGGCUGACUCAAUACUGACUUAUUAUAGUAUACCAUGGAGAGUAUUGAAUCAAUUGUAUAGA
Messenger RNA from Bufo gargarizans (Asiatic toad), 1083 nucleotides. RefSeq names its product endothelin 2 (gene EDN2). NCBI's taxonomy places the organism in Eukaryota, Metazoa, Chordata, Amphibia, Anura, Bufonidae. Gene Ontology annotation, biological process: regulation of vasoconstriction; regulation of systemic arterial blood pressure by endothelin; vein smooth muscle contraction. Gene Ontology annotation, cellular component: extracellular region. The record is from RefSeq and is a predicted model, not a curated record. The transcript is spliced from 5 exons. Bases 61 to 576 code for a protein of 171 amino acids. Gene Ontology annotation, molecular function: hormone activity; endothelin B receptor binding.